AUGGAGAGGUCCCUCCGGAGCGACGGCGACCGCCUGUGCAGCGCCGCCGCCCGUGGGGACCACGAAGAGGUGAGGAAGCUGCUGGAGGCAGGCGUGGAUCCCAACGGGACCAACGUCCUUGGGAGAACCCCGCUCCAGGUGAUGAUGCUGGGCAGCCCGCGGGUGGCCGAGCUGCUGCUGCGGCGCGGAGCUGACCCCAACCGCCCGGACCCGCGCACCGGCUGCUUCCCGGUGCACGACGCGGCCCGCGCCGGCUUUCUGGAGACGCUGGCGGCGCUGCACCGGGCCGGGGCGCGCCUCGACCUACCCGAUGGCCGCGGCCGCCUGCCCCUCGACGUGGCGGCGGGGGGCCCGCACGGAGCGGUGGGGCGGUACCUGCGCGACCCGCCGCCCCUGCCGGGAACCGGGGGGGCCGCCGAGAAGGCUGCGCGCUGA
Hirundo rustica (Barn swallow) is the source of this 435-nucleotide messenger RNA. Its product is annotated as cyclin-dependent kinase 4 inhibitor B-like. The transcript is spliced from 2 exons. The coding region runs from base 1 to 435 and encodes 144 amino acids. Gene Ontology annotation, biological process: regulation of cyclin-dependent protein serine/threonine kinase activity; negative regulation of cell population proliferation. Gene Ontology annotation, molecular function: protein kinase binding; cyclin-dependent protein serine/threonine kinase inhibitor activity. Gene Ontology annotation, cellular component: nucleus. Lineage: Eukaryota; Metazoa; Chordata; Aves; Passeriformes; Hirundinidae. The record is from RefSeq and is a predicted model, not a curated record.